AUGGGUUUGAAAUUAAGUAUUGAUGCAGUUGAGGAAAUGUUGAUUCCUCCACCAGGAAUGCGUAUCACUCCAGUUCUUUUCACUGCCUUAUUCUGUGGAGCAUUCCUAGUAUUGAAAUUGAUCAUUCAGGACAUUAUUCUAUUUGUAAUGAAGAGAAGAAGCAAAUAUUUAGAGGUUGAGGAAGGGGAAGGAUCAUCAAACGAUGCAGCAUUACCAAUGAGUACAUUCGCACUCGUUCAGAAAAUGCAACAAGAUGACAAGAAUUCCAUUUUCACCUUUCUUAUUGUUUUGAUUCCAUACUUGAUCUACUCUCAAUCCAGUUACUUUAAUUACACCUACUCAUCUAUUGAUAAGCAAGUUUAUUGGAGUUAUACAUGCAUUGCCAAUAGCAUUUUUGGAUGUCUUUUCAUUUGCAUCUUUACAAUUUUAAGAGUCGUUCAUUCAAUUAUUCUCAAAGUUGCUCCAAAAUUGAAUAUUGGUUUUUGGCUUGCAAAUCAUGUCCUAUCCAUUCUCUUUAUUUUGUAUGCAAUCAGUCUUGCCUUUACCUAUCAUUACACAUUCAUGUAA
Molecule: messenger RNA, 567 nt
Organism: Naegleria gruberi
Lineage: Eukaryota; Heterolobosea; Eutetramitea; Acrasida; Naegleriidae
Exons: 1
Coding region: 1-567 (188 amino acids)
Source: RefSeq, a predicted model, not a curated record